UUUAAUUCUGAGACAGAGCUGAAGUCAUUUGAGAAUGUUCCAAGUCAUUUUUUUGCCUGUAGUUUUUAAUUUCAUAUCACAGUAGCUGAUCAGAGCCUGACAAGGAACUGUAGGCUUCGGAUACAUUACCAGGCUUGUUUUAUAUAUUUAAUGCUGAAAGAGUAACCUUUUUACCCUUUUCUCUCCUCAUCUCUCAUGGGAUUUUCUAUACUAAUAUUGAUAUGCAGUGAGGGAUUUUUAAUAUGAGCACCUUGUUCCUGGAUAUCUGGUUUGUUGCUCCUGUCAUCUUGCUGUUUGUGACACCUGAAGCAACUACUUCAUGGUGGUACAUGGGGGCUGUUGGUUCCUCUCCUACUUCAUCCCGAGUAAUGUGCAAUAAUGUUCCUGGUUUGGUGACUCGUCAAAGGCAACUGUGUCAGCGUUAUCCUGAAAUCAUGCAUGUUAUUGCUCUAGGGGUUAGUGAAUGGACAGCAGAGUGUCAACAUCAGUUUCGACAUCAUCGCUGGAAUUGCAAUACACAUGAAAGAGAUCAAAGCUUGUUUGGAAAAUUAAUUUUACGCAGCAGCCGAGAGUCAGCUUUUGUUUAUGCCAUCUCUUCUGCGGGAGUAGUGUUUGCAAUCACGAGGGCUUGCAGUCAAGGAGAACUAAAGUCUUGCUCCUGUGAUCCAAAUAAAAAAGGUUCUUCUAAGGACAGCAGAGGCGGCUUUGACUGGGGUGGCUGCAGUGACAACAUUGACUAUGGUAUCAGAUUUGCUAGAGCAUUUGUGGAUGCAAGAGAGAGAAAAGGAAAAGAUGCAAGAGCCCUAAUGAACCAACACAACAACAGAGUUGGAAGAAAGGCUGUAAAGAGGUUCAUGACACAGGAAUGCAAGUGCCAUGGAGUGAGUGGAUCUUGUACUUUAAGGACAUGCUGGCUGACAAUGGGGGAUUUUCGAAAAUCUGGAGACUUAUUGCGAAAAAAAUACAAUGGAGCCAUACAAGUUGUUAUGAAUCAAGAUGGUACUGGUUUUACAGUGGCAAAUAAAAGAUUCAACAAACCAACUUCCAGUGACUUGGUAUACUUUGAGAAUUCCCCUGACUACUGUAUCAGAGACAGAGAUGCUGGUUCUUUUGGAACAGCAGGCAGAGUCUGUAACCAGUCAUCUCGUGGCAUGGACAGCUGUGAGGUUAUGUGUUGUGGAAGAGGAUAUGACACUGCCCGCAUUGCGAAAAUGGUAAAGUGUGAAUGUAAGUUUCACUGGUGUUGCACAGUGCGAUGCAAAGACUGUCUAGAGACUGUAGAUGUGCACACAUGUAAAGCAGCCAAAGAUGCUGGGUGGAACGACAAAAUAUAAGGCUACGUCCUCCAACAUUACUGACAACAUUAUGUACCAGAAGACUAAUCUUCAUGACAAGCAGUGUGGAUUAGAAGGGUGUUCUAUGCUUUAUUAAAUUAUAAUAAGUUAUGUUGUAAAUUAAGUCUUGUGAUGCCAGUAUUCAUGGAGAUAUAUAUUUGUGCUGUGAAGAUAUUUGAGGUGUAUAUUUACAGCAAAUCUAAGAGUAUGGUAUGUUUUGUUAUCUAUUUUAUGUGUCUUGGUAUUAAGCAUAGAAUAUGGUAUUAUUUUACACUAUGACAGUAUGUAUUAUUUUUUUUAGCCUGCAGAAAAGAAUGCUAUACAAAUGUUCACUUUGUAUUCUGUUGUCAGUAAUGGGAAAUGUUCACACACCAUAUGACAUGAAGAUAUGUACAUCACUAGAACAUGAUUCAAUUGGCUAAGCUCGGGACCUUUCGGUAAUCUCUGUUACUUCCCCAUAAAAUGAAAAAAGAAAAGAUUUUUUAAAGUACAUGGUACAGAAAUAAAUAAAAAAAAGAGCUGAAGUA
Molecule: messenger RNA, 1861 nt
Organism: Hyla sarda
Lineage: Eukaryota; Metazoa; Chordata; Amphibia; Anura; Hylidae
Gene: WNT2
Product: Wnt family member 2
Exons: 5
Coding region: 243-1334 (363 amino acids)
Biological process (GO): cell fate commitment; neuron differentiation; multicellular organism development
Cellular component (GO): extracellular region
Molecular function (GO): cytokine activity; frizzled binding
Source: RefSeq, a predicted model, not a curated record